AUGGAAGAAACUCACCUAUUACCAUUACAUUCUUUAACACAAGAAAUUGAAAUCGAGUCUGACUCUUCAAUUAGUUUAGACGACGAAGUAAUUGAAAAUGUUAUUCAAAUGCUUGAUAAUGUAAUAGAUUUAUCGGAUAUUACCAACGGAUUACAAGACAAUGAAGAAGAUGAUGAUCAACAACAAGCUGAAAUUGUCAUUUCAAUAUCUUCCAUGAUUGAUACAACAACUAAUCUGAUUACGGCAACGAAAAAUCUAUCGAAGAUUCUUCUUCAAAACGUCGAUCUUAAACUGUUCAAGAAAAACUAA
Molecule: messenger RNA, 309 nt
Organism: Rotaria sordida
Lineage: Eukaryota; Metazoa; Rotifera; Eurotatoria; Philodinida; Philodinidae
Source: the annotation of a GenBank genome assembly